Messenger RNA from Equus caballus (horse), 1729 nucleotides. NCBI's taxonomy places the organism in Eukaryota, Metazoa, Chordata, Mammalia, Perissodactyla, Equidae. The record is from RefSeq and is a predicted model, not a curated record.
CUCAAAGGCGUAAAAGGCCCAGGGUGUGCAUCUCAGGGGAAGCUGGCCAGGGAUACGGGAGCAAUCACUAUGGACCAGAAGUCUCUCUGGGCAGGUUUAGUGGUCUUGCUACUUCUGCAGGGAGGAUCUACCUGCAAACUGGUUUGUUACUUUACCAACUGGUCACAGGACUGGCAGGAACCAGGAAAAUUCACCCCUGAGAACAUUGACCCCUUCCUAUGUUCUCACCUCAUCUAUGCGUUCGCCAGCAUCAGUAAAAACAAGGUCAUCAUCAAGGACAAGAAUGAUGUGAUGCUUUACUAGACCAUCAACAGUCUCAAAACCAAGAAUUCCAAACUGAAAAUUCUCUUGUCCGUUGGAGGGUACCUGUUUGGUUCCAAUGGGUUCCAUGCCAUGGUCGAUUCUUCUACAUCACACUUGGGGUUUAUCAAAUCUGUAAUCCUGUUUCUGAGGAACCGUAAUUUUGAUGGGCUGGAUAUAAGCUGGAUUUACCCAGAUGUGAAGGAUAACACUGAUUUCACUGUGCUGAUUCAUGAGUUAGCAGAAGCCUUUCAGAAGGACUUUGUAAAAUCCACUAGAGAAAGGCUUCUCUUGACUGCAGGAGUGUCUUCAGGGAGGCAGAUGAUUGAUAACAGCUAUCAGAUCAAGAAAUUGGCAAAAAUCUCUUCCUUUGCUUUUGGCACUCUGGAUUUCAUCAACCUCCUGUCGUUUGACUUCCAUGGGUCUUUGGAAAAGCCCCUCAUCACUGGCCACAACAGCCCUCUGAGAAAGGGGCAGCUAGACAGAGGGAUGAGCUCCCACUACAAUGUGGAAUACGCUGUGGGUUACUGGUUAAACAAGGGAAUGCCUGCAGAGAAGAUGGUCAUGGGCAUCCCCAUGUAUGGAUGGUCCUUCACACUAGCCUCUGCAGAAACUGCCUUGGGGGCCCCUGCCACUGGGCCUGGAGCUGCUGGGCCUGGAGCUGCUGGCCCCAUCACCAAGUCUUCAGGCUUCCUGGCCUAUUACGAGAUCUGCCAGUUCCCAGGAGCCAAGAUCACGAGGCUCCAGGAUCAGCAGGUUCCCUAUGCAGUCAAGGGGAACCAGUGGGUGGGCUAUGAUGACAUGAAGAGUGUGGAGACAAAGGUUCAGUUCCUAAAGAAUUUAAACCUGGGAGGGGCCAUGAUCUGGUCUAUUGACAUGGAUGACUUCACUGGGAAAUCCUGCAGCCAGGGCCCCUACCCACUUGUCCAAGCUGUCAAGAGAAACCUUGGCUCCCUAUGAAGGCUUCACUUACAGCUGAACAGGCAAGGUGACCUCGCUGCCUGCUCCCUCUCCCGGAAUUCUUGUGUGGGAUUGUUAGAAGUUGGAAGGGGCCCUGCAGUCUCUUUCCUCCAAGCCUCCUCUUGACUUUCUCUCCGACUUCAGGCUGGGCUUAGCUUCAUUCUCCCGCAGCUGCGGACUUGUUGCCCUGAGGCACAAUAAAAAAAAUCAUUUUGCUCUCCCAAGUAUGGGCUCAUUUGUGCAAUCCUUGACCCUGUGGUUUAAGGCUGUCCUGUCUUUAUUUGUGGGGCCCAGGGCCAGGGUACAAACGGAGGCUUGCGUAUCAUAAGUUUAAUGUUUAAAAGAGCUAACUGUUAAAGUAUGAUUUAUACCCCUGAAUUAACAAAAAUGAUUUCACAACAGCAUAGAAGAUCAGGCUUAACUUUACAAUUCUCAGAUUUCUCAGAAUUCUGUACCAAUAUGUGGCAGC